AUGAUGACAGCGUUGUCAUUUGAGGCGACCCAGGCCGACUUCCCUCUGCCGACUCUCGGCCCGCUGCUGCUGUCUAUUGCGGAGGACUGCAAGCGCGGCCGCGGCUUCGGCGUGCUGCGCGGCCUGCCGGUGCAGCGCUGGACGCGCAUCCAGAGCCUGAUCGCCUACUGGGGCUUCAGCCUCUACUGGGGCAGGCUGCAGCACCAGAACGAGAAGGCUCACCUCAUCGGCCACGUGAAGGAGGUGGUGGACCCGACCAACGCCAAGAGCACCACCCGCCUGUACAUGACCCGCAAGGCGCAGCCCUGGCACGUGGACGCCUCCGACCUCGUCUCCCUGCUGUUCCUCAAGACCGCCAAGUCUGGUGGCCUUAGCGGCUGGGCCAGCUCGUCUACGAUCUACAAUGAGAUCCUCAGGACGCGGCCCGACCUGAUCCCUGUGCUGGCCGGCACCUGGUACAUGGACCGGAAGAAGGAGGUGCCCCCGGGCAAGAAGCCCUACUUUGUCCUCCCCAUCCUCAACUGGCACGAGGGCCACCUGACCAUCUCCUGGAACGACACGUACUACCAGCUGCCCCCCAAGCUGUACCCGGGAGAGGUGCCCCCGCUGACCCCCCAGCAGGAGGAGGCCAUCCAGGUCUGGAGGGACACCGCCUCCAGGCCCGACAUCUCCAUCAACAUGUGGCUCCAGCCGGGCGACGUGCAGCUGCUGCAGAACCACAACAUCGUGCACAACCGCUCGGAGUUUGAGGACCACGAGCACGUCGACGACAAGCGCCACCUGCUGCGCCUGUGGCUGUCGCCUGAGGACGCCAGGCCCCUGCCUGAGCACUUCUCGGACCUCUGGGGCGGCGUCACGCCCGGCGCCCGCGGUGGCGUCGGCUUCAAGACUGGCCCCGAGGGUGGUGUCUUCCCUCUCGAGGCAGAGGUGGGGCAGCAGAAGCUGUAA
Molecule: messenger RNA, 948 nt
Organism: Monoraphidium neglectum
Lineage: Eukaryota; Viridiplantae; Chlorophyta; Chlorophyceae; Sphaeropleales; Selenastraceae
Exons: 11
Coding region: 1-948 (315 amino acids)
Molecular function (GO): oxidoreductase activity
Source: RefSeq, a predicted model, not a curated record